Camellia sinensis is the source of this 1717-nucleotide messenger RNA. RefSeq names its product pantothenate kinase 1 (gene PANK1). Gene Ontology annotation, cellular component: cytosol; nucleus. NCBI's taxonomy places the organism in Eukaryota, Viridiplantae, Streptophyta, Magnoliopsida, Ericales, Theaceae. The record is from RefSeq and is a predicted model, not a curated record. Gene Ontology annotation, molecular function: pantothenate kinase activity; ATP binding. Gene Ontology annotation, biological process: coenzyme A biosynthetic process.
GCAUUGCAUUGCGCCUUAUCUCCUCUCCCCGUUGAGGGGUUAGGUGGCGAUGAUUUUUUUUUGUUGUUUUGUUUAUGUUUGGUCAAAAUGUGGAGAGAGAUGCGUUUUGCGUUCUAAGCACACUUCGAUCACAAUACAUAUAUAGAGAGAGAGCGCGCGCGCGCGCGAGAGAGAGACAGUUGAGAGAAAAGGUUGAAAACGAGAUCAAUCACGAGAGAGAGAGAGAGAGAGAGAGAGAGUGAUGGAGGUUGGAAUGCAAGGAGGGCGAUUGGUGGAGCCAGAUUCGGAGAUUGUGUCUCCAACGCUAUCAGCAGAUGAAGUGUCACACCUAGCUGUUGACAUUGGAGGCUCUCUCAUCAAAUUGGUGUAUUCCUCAAUUAACCAUAAUAGUGGGAUUGAUGAUAAGGAAAAGAAGUAUUCAAAGGAAUGUUCGGUAGUUCCCAAUGGUAGUAGCAACUAUCCAGUCAUCUGUGGGAGGCUCCAUUUUGCAAAGUUUGAGACAAACAAGAUCAAUGACUGUGUAGAAUUUAUUUUAUCAAAGCAGCUUCACCACGGUGGUAGUUGGCAUCAUGAAACUUCUGGUAAUGACAAGAAAGCAAUAAAGGCCACAGGUGGUGGGGCUUACAAGUUUGCAGAUCUUUUCAAGGAGAAGCUUGGUGUUAGCCUUGACAAGGUGGACGAAAUGGAUUGUCUUGUGGCUGGAUCAAAUUUUCUGCUUAAGGAAGUCCACCCUGAAGCUUUUACUUACAUAGAUGGCCGUGAAGAGUAUGUGCAGAUUGACAUUAAUGAUUUGUACCCUUACCUUCUCGUGAAUAUUGGAUCUGGUGUUAGCAUGAUAAAGGUGGAUGGAGAUGGCAAGUUUGAGCGAGUUAGCGGAACAAGUGUUGGUGGUGGCACUUUUUGGGGUUUGGGAAAACUUUUAACGAAGUGCAAGAGUUUUGAUGAAUUGCUAGAGUUGAGCCACAAGGGAAAUAAUAGAGUUAUAGACAUGCUUGUUGGAGACAUCUAUGGUGGGACGGAUUACACAAAGAUUGGCCUGUCAUCAACAAACAUUGCUUCUAGCUUUGGCAAGGCCAUUUCUGAAAAUAAAGAGCUCGAAGAUUACGGACCUGAAGAUAUCUCCCGGUCCCUACUAAGAAUGAUCUCAAAUAAUAUUGGGCAGAUCUCUUACUUGAAUGCGCUUCGUUUUGGACUCAAGCGGAUAUUUUUUGGAGGCUUUUUCAUUCGUGGUCAUGCUUAUACCAUGGACACAAUUUCUGUUGCAGUUAAUUUCUGGUCAAAAGGGGAGGCAAAGGCGAUGUUUUUGCGGCAUGAAGGGUUUCUGGGAGCGCUGGGCGCAUUUAGGAGCUAUGAAAGUCACGGUUUUGAUGCUAACAUGACCCAUUAGUUGGUGAAGAAAGCCAUUGUUACAUUGUACACUAAUGAUUUGAAUCACAAACGCAACUUGGGAUUUGAUCAAUGACAAUAAAAGCACAACCCCAAUACGUGCUCUCCAAGCUCCUUGGUAUGUAUUGGUUUUUGUCUUUUUAUAAUUAUUUUUAACUUGUUUUUUAGCUGCUGCAAUGGUAUGUUGUUAGAUGUUAAAGAAAUGCAAUUGAGGGGAAAAAAAUAUGUUCAUGAUGGUAACGGUGAUUGGCGACCUCCAAGAGGUAUAUUGAAUCUGUGCUAUGUAUUAAAAUUUAUAAGAAAAAGUGUGAGACAUUAACUUUUGGCUUAA